Aspergillus ochraceoroseus IBT 24754 is the source of this 3489-nucleotide messenger RNA. RefSeq names its product putative ubiquitin-protein ligase (Asi3). The transcript is spliced from 2 exons. The record is from RefSeq and is a predicted model, not a curated record. The coding region runs from base 148 to 3066 and encodes 972 amino acids. Gene Ontology annotation, biological process: ubiquitin-dependent protein catabolic process; protein ubiquitination. Lineage: Eukaryota; Fungi; Ascomycota; Eurotiomycetes; Eurotiales; Aspergillaceae. Gene Ontology annotation, molecular function: ubiquitin protein ligase activity.
CUCAGCUCCUUCUAGCCCCACCAUUUACUAUGCUCCAAUAUUGAUUGUAUCGCUCACCGUUUCCUCCGGCUAAGCGGACGGUUCCCCCCCCCCCCAAAUGCCGCCGUGUGUUGGCAAAUCAUUAACCAGUUUGUUGGAUUGGGUUGAAUGGCCUCAAUCAUGUCCUUUUUUCAGGGCACUGGAACAAUACCGGCUACUUCAGAUGCCACCGUAUUGCCAUCCUCAGUCCCGUCAUUAAACAGCACUCCCGCUGUCCAGUCCCUCCUCUCCUCCGCUCCACGCGACUUACUCUCUCUUCCCUUGCGCGGUCUACAACAAGCAGAAACCUUCGCCUUUUCGACUAUUCCCAGAGGCGUCGCACGGUUAGUUGGAUUCCGGGAUAUGGCUACACACUUCUGGGGUUCCGCCCCCGCCGCCGGACCAGAGAGCGAUGUUGUUGCCGCUGCGACCCAAGUCGCUACCGAGGCUAUCAGGGAAGGUGUAGCAGAUGCUACGGCUCAGCCUAGCUCAGGUCUUCAUAUUAGCGAUCUUCUUCAGACAGUCAUAAAAUUCAGUGGCUUUUUUUCGUACUUGACCAGUCGGUGGUCUCUUGCAUGCUUUACCGUGGCUCUCGUUUUGAAUAGAAUCACGAUAUAUGCGUCGACAAGAAGACAUUUAACGCUAGACUGGACGAGACGGCUGGCUUUGCGAAUAAUCCCUAUUCUCCUAUUUAUAUUUCAGAUUCAUUCCCUCCUCCGCGCGAUCAAAUGCCAGACCUCCCCCGACUAUUCUGAUAUCCGCUACGGCGCCCCCGGGAAACGCUUGAUUUUCGAUCAUGCCGGUUCCGGGGGAUUCCUAUAUUGGUUAACCUCUUCAUUACUUCCCUGGGAGACUGACGGUCAGUCUUGCAGUGCAGUCAGCAUGAGUCGGGCCACGGCUGGCUCUGAAAUCCCGUACGGCUCAUUCAAGCUUCUAUGGCCCGUCUUCGCACGACUUUGUCUCGGUCAUUUCAUUGAAACCCUCUCGUGCUCCUUGCAAGGAAGACCAGUAGUUACAGAAGGCGGUAUGUCUAUUUUUGAGCAUUCGCUUGCGUUCGCAGAAGCCGAAUCCUCCAUUGGCCAAUCUCUCGGGCUAGGCUUGUUUGGCUCUUCCAAGCCAAGUAGAGACAGGGCCGGAGAAGCGCCACAAUCCGCGUUUCACCUGAUGAGUAGAACGCAACUUAUUGAGCGCAUGAACGUGACACCGGAGCUGCUCCUUAUUGCUUUAAUAUCCUGUUGCAAUGGCUUAGCCUCAAACGUUCUGGAUGUGUUGGGGCAGCAGGGAAGAUAUCGCCUAUUCAACACUGCAUUCUGGGGUCUUUGCUUUAUGAGUGCUAUGGCGUGGGGGCUAGCGGGCGGUUCAUCCCUCGGGACUGAAGGUGUUGUUCCAAAGUUUCCCACGGUUUGCGUGGUUGGCUUUGUGCCCCAUUUACUGAUAUUGUCCGGUAUCAUUGUUUGCGCUGCCAUUUACCUACUGGCUCUAUUCAUCGCAGCAUUUUCACUUCCAUCAGAUGUUCCUCAACAGCUAUCUCUUCGAGAAAGGUUCGCCUUGGCGCAUGAGAACAUGCAAGGGUCAAAUCAGGUCCACAGCAUCCGCUUUAACCGACAUGAAGACUUUUAUACCACCCUUCUUCGGAUUGGUUAUACCGCCUUGACCGCCGCUAGCGAAGCCGUUUUCCUCAAUGAGGGCAGAGGCGUUGUCGCCCGCAGUAUGACGUGGCUGGAGGAGGAUAGAUUAGUCGAAAUUGAAAAUUCGCGGCGAAGAAGUUCGUCUCAUCAUGCUGCACGCCACGCCGGUGGCGCCCUGCCGUUCGAUAGUGUGGAGCCUAUCUCUUUUGAGAUACCAGAGACUACCUCAGAAUGGCAAAGUGGGUAUGGCAAGGAAAAGAAAAUUGAGAAGCCCAAAAACAGAUCUCGAUCGGUUCGCUCGCAGUCCAACCCUGGAGGAGUUGGCGCUUUCCGUGGCCUCGUCCGGUGUUACCAGGGUCUUGCUUUCUUCCGGGCGAUCUUCUAUCUCAUGUUCAAAUGGAUUGCUUUUGGUCUCGACAAAGUGUUAACUCAGAUUGGGAUCAACGCCCGGCCACAGUGGUUGAAAUCGCUGGUAGGAUCUCGAGGACGGACAGCUCAAGAGAAGUCAAGCAAGAUCGUCACUGAAUCACUUGACUUCUGGAUGCUCACGGACGAGGGGGAGCUGGAGCUACCAGGUGACCACGAGUUUGAUGUCGAAAAAGAGAUGAGAAAGCGGGAGCGUUUGAAUUCGGGUAAUUGGAAAACGACCGAUGAACAGCGCCUCGACGAGAAGCUGUACAGUUGGUGGAAAGCUGGCGGCUCUUGGGGAAACCAAGACCAAAGUCCAGACUACAACCCACCUGAGGAGGACUGGGACGACACAACCAGCGUUGCAUCUGUCUCAACUACUGGCGAUUCUGAAUGGGAAGGAUACGAAUCGGAUGGCCGACGUACGCCUACGCAAAGUGAUCCGUUCCCGGGUCACUAUUCUCGCGAAGGCACUCCCAUGCAAGAAUCAUUAAUGGAAAUCGGCUCGUUUGCGCGUCUCCUUGACCCCCGCGACGAAGAAACUCGACGAGAGGCCCGAAUCCUAGCAGCGCAUUUAACUGCCGGUCGAGAGGGACGAAUACUCACCCGACGUCAGUUCCAACAGCAAAUCGAACGCGAGAGAGCCCAAGUCCUACUAUCUUCACGGUUAUCCCAACUAGCGACGAGAGGGUCCACUGAUGGAAAACGAAAGCCGACUGUCGACGAGGAAUCCGAAAUUCUCGAGCAGCUCAUCCUCUCUCGUCGGUCAGGGCCUCAUUCCAACUCAAACACAACCAACGCCCAGACGUGGGAGGCCGGCGCCUCAGGUCUGGGGACUAGCGGACCGCCCUGUGUUGUCUGUCAGACCAACUCUCGAUCUAUCAUCAUCUGGCCUUGUCGAUGUCUCUGUAUUUGUGAAGAUUGCAGAGUGAGUCUAGCGAUGAACAAUUUCGGAAGCUGCGUGACUUGUCGUCAGGAAGUAGGUGGAUUUGUACGUUUAUGGGUACCAUAGAACCAUGAUAUGAUAAUCAGCGCGUCUUUUCUUUUCUUUUCUUCUUUUUCUCACAUCAUAUCACAUCAUAUUAUAUUAUAUCAUUGCAUUUACUUGUUCUACUUUGUUCUUUGUUCUGAUAUCCUUGUUGGUUGAUUGUUACUUUAAAGGCUAAGCAGUGUGAAUAAUCUACUUCACUUUUGUGUUUCGGGACAGACAGGAUUAAUAUAUCUAUAGUGAAAGUACUUUCUUGUUACCUCUUUUUCUCUCUUUCUCUCUCUUUUUUUCUUUCCCAGGCAUAACACAGACAGGGGCUUUCUAUAACAUAAACUAUAGUUACUAAAUAGUUGACAAGUUCUUCUCUUGUUCUUUUAGUCGCUAUUUCAAGGUAGACUAUCAGACUAGGUAUCCAGCUACUAUGUCUAUCUGUCUGGAUUCAAAAUU